AUGAUUUACCAGCAAGAUCGUACCAAUGUCAGCGUACUCCUUCUUCUUUCCUCCAUUCAUUUCCAAUUAAAGAACCUUGAAAACUUUAUAGAGGAUAUGUUGCCCUUAUGGCCGUCAAGUAUAGGAGAAAUCAUUUUAUUCUCUUGGUUAUCUAGUCAUUUCAGAUCAAAGCAGUUUUCGACCAUGGCCAUCCAAGCAAACAAUCAGUGUGCCGAGGCCUACAGUAAUCUCGGAAAUGUCUUCAAAGAGCGGGGAGAAUUGGCUGAAGCACUUGAAAACUACAAGUAUGCUGUUAGGCUAAAGCCCGAUUUCAUUGAUGGUUACAUCAAUUUGGCCGCUGCUCUUGUGGCUGGAGGAGAUCUCGACCAAGCUGUAGCCGCGUAUUUAAGUGCGCUCAAUUACAAUCCCGAGCUAUAUUGUGUACGGAGCGAUUUGGGCAACCUUCUCAAGGCAAUGGGUCGUUUAGAAGAUGCAAAGAUCUGCUACCUGAAAGCGAUUGAAACCCAACCACAGUUUGCCGUAGCUUGGUCAAACCUUGGCUGCGUAUUCAACGCUCAAGGCGAAAUCUGGCUGGCCAUUCAUCAUUUUGAGAAGGUUAGUGAAGGAUUGUUUUUGAGGUUGUUAUCCAACUAUGUUACAUUCCACACUAGUCAUUCCCAAAUAUGUUAGGC
Messenger RNA from Strongylus vulgaris, 671 nucleotides. The record is from the annotation of a GenBank genome assembly. NCBI's taxonomy places the organism in Eukaryota, Metazoa, Nematoda, Chromadorea, Rhabditida, Strongylidae.